UUAUCCUAUCAAAAAAGAAAAGAAAAGAAAAAAAAACACUUCCCAGCAAAAAGACACUUCUCACACACCCUCACUCACCGGAAAAGCUUCGACCAGUGACUACCACCACUCGCCUCUCACCACCGGCCGCCACCUUUCUCUCUCUCUCUCUCUGCUCGGCAGAAAAGCUCUUUCACCGGAAAAGCAAGUCGACCACCACAAAAGCUUUCUCUAUCUCCUUCUCCCAUUUGUCUCUCACUCUGUAUUCUCUCUACGCGACAGGCAGUGAUUAUGAGUCUAUUGCAUAUGUGACUUUUAAGGAUGCUUAUGCAUUGGAGACUGCAUUGUUGCUGAAUGCACGGAAAGCUUGAAAUGAGUGCUACAGAAAAUCCAAAGAAAGUUGGUGCUCCCCCAAUUGUCAAGUUGAAUAAGGCCUUGAAAUUGGCUGAGGUAUGGGUAAAAAAUAUGAGCAGAUCUGCAGACGAUGAAACACCAAGUGUGGAUACAGAGGGUCGACCUCAAAGGCUUGGUCUAGGUGCAAAAGUUUCACGGCAAACCAAAGUAGGGCCUUCAAAUGACCCUGUUGAAAGGAAAUUGAAUGCCAAAUUAGAUGCUGAAAAAAGAAAAGCAGCUAAUAUUGCCAAAGAGUGUACUACAAUUGCUAGUGAUGACGAUGAUGAAGACAACGAAGAUGAAAGCAGAACUAAUGUUUUUUCCAAGAGGAAGGCCCCGGCUCCUUUGACCCGGCCUAUGCCGGGAAAUAAGAAGCCGAAGUGAUACUAAUAUGAAUAAUGCAAGGCUUUGCGUUAUCGCAUAUUUUGUAUUGACUAGACCAACAAUGUAUACAUUAUUUUUAAAAUAUUGGAAGUCAUUGGGCAUUUCAUGGAA
Trifolium pratense (red clover) is the source of this 867-nucleotide messenger RNA. RefSeq lists its product as uncharacterized. The coding region runs from base 334 to 756 and encodes 140 amino acids. The transcript has 5 exons. NCBI's taxonomy places the organism in Eukaryota, Viridiplantae, Streptophyta, Magnoliopsida, Fabales, Fabaceae. The record is from RefSeq and is a predicted model, not a curated record.